Molecule: messenger RNA, 2042 nt
Organism: Patiria miniata (bat star)
Lineage: Eukaryota; Metazoa; Echinodermata; Asteroidea; Valvatida; Asterinidae
Exons: 3
Coding region: 449-1465 (338 amino acids)
Source: RefSeq, a predicted model, not a curated record
GAUGUUCCCCCCCCCCCUUUUCCUGGUAGUGUGACCCCCUGUUUGUUUAUUUUAGCCCACAAGUCCCCCCAUAUAAAAGCUGCCGCAUUGUCAUGCCAGAGUCAUUAUUACCCAGCAGACCAGCAGUGAGACAACUUAACAUAGUCAUAUAUUUCCUCCUACCUGGAGAGUGUCUUCCUAGCUGUUUCUUUUGUCUGCUAGUCCAGUCAUUGUUUAAAAAGCUAAAUCGCGACAUAAUCAUUGGAACCAGGUUUUUUUCUUAGUGAGUCAUUUUUCUACGUUACAUUUUUGGUGCCGAAACCCGGGAUGAUUAAUUUUCUUUAGGAAUUUAGCCAUUUAUGUUUUUUUAGCUGGGACAUUUUUUUUCUUCUUUGACAUUUUUUUAAUCGAAACCCACACAGUGCUUUUUGGUUAAUGAACUUGAGAAGUGCAGGGUGACUAAAACACCAUGACGGAGGCCCUGACUCCGCUUCAGUUGUGUGGGUUUGACCCACUGCCUGACAGUCACAAUCAAGUCAGAGAAAAUGAACCGACUGAUGUCAACCCACAGUCAACUAUUUUGGGACUGCUGCAACUUCAAGCCAGUAUGCAGCAAGUCAUCCUACAACAGUUCCAGGAAAUCAACGCACUGAAGGCAACGAUCUCUCAAGUGAUUGGUGAACAGCAACGGCAGAGAGACUACGUUCGCAGGCUGGAGUAUGCCCUGCACCACUCCAAAGUAGUUCCAGAAGCCUCACCGGUUCCAGAAAUCCCCAACCCACCGUCAGCUGCAGAGGUCCCCAUACCCCAAGUCCCCACGAAAGAGCCAGAGCCUCAGAUUCUGCACGCCCCUGAAGUCACCCCAAGAAGCCCUAGAGAAGUCCCUACCAUUGCCCCGACCGUUGGCCAGUCUAGCCAUGGUGAUGGAGGCACCAGAUGUGGACCAAGUCUACAGGCAGCCCAGCAGCAAGAUCCAGCCAUACAGAAGGUGGUGGAUAUGAAGCGGGCCAGUCCGAGGAGGAUCAGCCGUAGAAAGAUGGCCCAUCAGCCAAAAGUGGUACAGAGACUUCUUCAACAAUGGGAUUGUUUGGAGGUGAAAGGUGGUGUUCUUUUCUUCAGGACAGGGCGCGGUACUCAAGCCAGGUACUUAACUGUACUUCCUCGUGGUAUGAGGGAAGACAUCUUCCGGCAUCUCCAUCACAACAUGGAAACAUGCAGCUAUGGACAAGUGCUAAAGGUUGUGCGUCAGCGGUACUUUUGGCCAAGUCUACAUAAUGAGACAAUGGGAUACAUGCGGCAGCAUUUGAAGCGAGUGAGACAGCAUGAGGUGUCAACCGCAGUCUCGCCUCCCAGUGGAUUCCAGGACGAACCCUCCCCAGUUCUCCCUUCACACGAAUCCCAAGACAAGCCUUCUCCAGCCUCUCCCCCACAUCAGCUAGUUUCCAGUCUUCACACGAUCACCACCAGCUACCCCAGGUUCGGUUGAAGAUGACUGUCUCUCUAGCUCCGACGAAUCUGUGGAGAUUUUCACUAGACCUAGGCGUAUAAUCCGAUCACCAGUCCGAUUCUGAGAUUAAUUAAUUUUGUAUAUAGAAGUAUUUUUGUAUGUAAUUUUUUGUGUGUUGUCAGGAGCCAACAUUUUAAAGAUGGCGUGAGUGUGGCAGUGCCAAGUUUUACUUGUGUAUUUUGAUAGUGUAUUAACUAGGAGUAGCUCCCCUUAGAAAAAGAAAAUCAUUUUUGUUUUAGUUUGGAUGUUCCCCCCCCCCCUUUUCCUGGUAGUGUGACCCCCUGUUUGUUUAUUUUAGCCCACAAGUCCCCCCAUAUAAAAGCUGCCGCAUUGUCAUGCCAGAGUCAUUAUUACCCAGCAGACCAGCAGUGAGACAACUUAACAUAGUCAUAUAUUUCCUCCUACCUGGAGAGUGUCUUCCUAGCUGUUUCUUUUGUCUGCUAGUCCAGUCAUUGGUUUUUAGUUCAUUCCUGUGCUUUUAGAGUCAUUUCCUUUAGUGCUGUGUGGGUUUUCCUUUUGUUUUCUCCUUUUUUUUUCUUCUUUGGGUUUUAUUAUU